AUGAGCUGUGCUAUUUCUUAUUACCUUCUGUUUGUUUUUCCAGGCUGCAGACUCUUGGCUGUGGAGCUGAUAUCCAGCAACACCCAGCCCGUGGUGCAGGAAUUCCAGAGUGUUGAGCUGUCCUGCAUCAUUAAAUCCACUGUGACGCCAGAUCCCAGGAUCGAGUGGAAGAAAAUCCGAGACGGAGAAACCUCUUACGUCUUUUUUGACAAUAAAAUGCAGGGAGACUUUGCGACCCGGGCAGAGAUCCUGAGCCGGACAUCCCUGGUGAUCAAGAACACCACCCGGAUGGACACGGCCACGUACCGCUGCGAGGUGGCAGCGCCCUCCGACACCAAAAGCAUCGACGAGAUCAACAUCCAGCUCACGGUCCAAGUGAAACCCAUGACUCCCAGAUGCACUGUGCCUAAAGCUGUACCUGUUGGCAAGUCAGCCUCUCUUCACUGCCACGAGAAUGAAGGUUUCCCAAAGUCCACUUACAGCUGGUACCGCAACAGUGAACCUUUGUCACCCGACACGAAAGCCAAACCCCACAACUCCUCCUACACCCUGAACCCCGCCACAGGCACUCUGGUUUUCCACGCAGUGCACAAAGGUGACACAGGACGUUACUUCUGCAUAGCAACAAAUGAUGCUGGCUUUGCCAAGUGUGAGGAGCAGGAGAUGGAAGUCUAUGACCUCAACAUCGGUGGGAUAAUCGGGGGAGUCCUGGUGGUCCUGGCAGUUUUGGUGCUCAUCACCUUUGGGAUCUGCUGUGCCUACAGGAGGGGAUACUUUGCCAACGGCAAAGAGAGCGGGGAAAGCUACAAGACUCCAGCAAAACCUGAUGGCGUUAACUAUAUCCGGACAGAUGAUGAGGGCGACUUCAGACACAAGUCUUCGUUCGUCAUAUAGGACACCAAAAGAAUACUGCAAAACCAGCAAAAGUGUGAAAAUACCUCCUCCAGGAACUCAAAAGCGAGAGCAAAAGAUCAAUUAAGUGCGCUUGGAAGAGUUUGGAACACACAAGAACUCGAUAGCUAGCUAUCUGUAUAUCUUUUUUUUCUUUGCCAAAGUUUAAAGUAACUCCUCACUGCCCAACUCGCGUCUCCCCUGCCUCUGGAGAUACCAACAGGAUCACCUAAACCUGUCCUUGGACUAAGGAAGCAUUCUAAUACUUCCCAAGAGACUGGGCUGUGGAAGUUUGUGGCAUUGCCUUUCUAUUUGUGCUGCAGGGACACGGCCACAAUGUGCAAACCACCCAGGGGGACAGCAUUAGGUAAACGUGCAGUAGACAUUGCUAGUACGUGUUACUAGUAGACAAAAAAAGGUGCUGAUACAGCAGUAGAUGGACUUCAAAGAGCGAGAUUUAUCCAUGCAAGGGGGGGGUUUUUCCUCCCAGCAGCUCAUUGCCCAGGCCUGGCUGGUGACUUUUACACAUUUGUGUGUAAAAGAUUGUCCUGUGCUCGACUCUGACUGCUCAGGAGCAGGGGGGGUGUCUCUGAACAGCCAACAGCGAACACCACUAAUGUUCUCAGCCCCUGUGUAAACUUAAUUCUUGUUAUUUAACAUGAUGACCCACCAGGCCAGGAUUGCUUCUGUUCCCUGCUUUGUAGAGAGCUCAUUGCACGCAGGUAACCCCUCCAUCUAAUCUGCACAAAGCAGACUUGCCUCCUGAGUCUUUCCGUGCUGAAAGAGGCUUAGAGGGGAGGCACAGAACGAGUGCUGAGACAUCCCUUUCAGGAAAAUUAAAGCCAAAUACUUUUUCCUAGGCUGAGAUUGCCAUAAAAGGUACUGAGAUAUCUUCCAGCUUUUUUUACCUUCUCCGUUUCUUUUGUAGAACCCCACGUUCUAAAUUUUUUGCAAAGAUCUAUUUUGAUUACUUCAGAAAAAGGUAACAUUUCUAUUUAAAGUGUAAAUACGUGAUGCCAGCAGUGUUUAAGUAACGGAGCUAUUUUUUUACUGUUGAAGCUACAGAGAGGAGCUCAACUGUUGCUAUAAUAUGGCACUGUCAGAGCAUAUCAGUAUUAGUGCAAACUGUAUUAAAAAGCUGCAGGUGGAACAGCAUCUCUUUCCUCUUAAACCAGCUUCAGCCAUUUCCUUGUCACAAGAGGUCUUACCAGACACAGAACAGAGUCACUCAGGGAUAGUUUUUGUAAAUUUAACGGCAGGAGCUAUCAACUUUUUUUUUUUUAUAUAGAAAACUUCUCUUGCCAGUGACCAACACUUUGUUUUUGUUGUUGCAAGAAAUAUCCAGGGAUGGCUAUUUUGGAUUCAGUUCCAACGAGGUGACAGAGUGACUUCAAUGUUUGCUGCCCCUCUGCAAGUUCCCUAAAGCACUAAAACAGUGUGACAGCUACAGCAACCCGACAGGUUUAAAGCUCACACGGCCAAGGCCACUGUUUCUGGGGUUGGGAAGGCAAAAGCACGACACAAAAGCACUUUCUUGGUGUCAGCUGAAACUUUUCUCUAGGUGGUAAA
Manacus vitellinus (golden-collared manakin) is the source of this 2460-nucleotide messenger RNA. RefSeq names its product junctional adhesion molecule 3 (gene JAM3). NCBI's taxonomy places the organism in Eukaryota, Metazoa, Chordata, Aves, Passeriformes, Pipridae. Gene Ontology annotation, biological process: angiogenesis; cell adhesion. Gene Ontology annotation, molecular function: protein heterodimerization activity; protein homodimerization activity. Bases 1 to 894 code for a protein of 297 amino acids. The transcript has 8 exons. The record is from RefSeq and is a predicted model, not a curated record.